AUGCUCUCUCUCUGUCUCUCCGCGACGCUACAGAUCACGCUAAACCAAGGUUUGAUUCUGGUUCUGCGGAAGGCCUUGGCGCCGCUCACUGAGAUUGCUGACGAAGCCAUUAUCAAGUACUCAUCGGAAGGGAUAGAGCUGAUGGCCAUGAACACUGACAGCAUCAUUGGGGUUCUGAAAUUCCGAUCAUUAGACUUCCAGCACUUCGUCUGCAACACCGAAGGGAUCGGUUGGGUCGACGUCCAUCUCUUGUACAAGACCCUGUCCUUCGUGGAUGACGAGGAGUACUGCUCGGUCAUCAUUAAUUAUGGCCGAUAUGAUCAGAUUGGGUUCCCCGGGCUCCAAUUUGUGUUUAAGAAUUGCAGAACUCUCAAAGAGCGCUACCGUCGAAUUGAAUUGACUGAAGUGGACCCUGAAGGUUUUCUACUGGAUGAGUCAAAAACAGAAUACAAUCUGGUUGCUGCGAUACCUUCAGAGGAGUUUAGGUCCAUUCUCAAGCAUCUGUCUUUCUUUGGGCCCCAAGUUUUUAUAGCUAUAACGGAUAAACAAGUGAAGUUCUCUGCAUCGAAUGCGGAAAUUGUCCUUAAGAAAGAGAAGAGGAUACUUGUAUCAAACACUUACUUUGCCCUUGGUGUUGUCUGUCUACAGCUUUCAGAAUGUAUAAUUGGGGGUUCUGCUGGGGAUCUUCCUGAAUUGACCUUUGAGAUUGAGCACAUCAUACCCUUGAUGAAUGCAUCACUUCUAUCAAACUGGGUCUGGAUACUAUUUUCUCAUGAUUCAUUUACGAUUCUCCAAUUAAAUUUCCCUGUUGGAGCACUGGGUAACAUCAUGUUUUACUCCAUACGUGAUAUUAAAUUCGUGAUAUAA
This is a messenger RNA of Corylus avellana, 867 nucleotides long. The record is from RefSeq and is a predicted model, not a curated record. NCBI's taxonomy places the organism in Eukaryota, Viridiplantae, Streptophyta, Magnoliopsida, Fagales, Betulaceae.